Molecule: messenger RNA, 741 nt
Organism: Pneumocystis jirovecii RU7
Lineage: Eukaryota; Fungi; Ascomycota; Pneumocystomycetes; Pneumocystales; Pneumocystaceae
Product: protein sak1
Exons: 3
Coding region: 1-741 (246 amino acids)
Source: RefSeq, a predicted model, not a curated record
AUGAUGCGCUACGGGUUUGCCGAGGACCCAUUUGCUGAGCGGGCUGUGGAGACAGAUGCAGACCACCAGGAGCUGCGGCGGGUGACGCUUGAGAACCUGUCGCUGUCGAUGGAAGAGCUCGCACGCAAAGUGCGCGAGGAGGAGUGUGGCGCACAGGGCGAGAAAUACCGCCAGGUGUUUGGCAUAAGCUGGCUGAUGCGGCACUCCGCUCAACCCUGCAUCCUUCGGCAAGCUGGUACGUAUGGUGUAUCCCGACAUCAAGACGCGACGCCUGGGCGUACGUGGGCAAUCCAAAUACCACUACUGUGGGAUGAAGCUGCGAGAGGAGAGCCUUGGGCGGCGCGAUGGAGAGGGCGCGUUCCUCAAGGGGCUCGAGCCGCUGCUCGAGAAGGAGUUCAAGAGGGAGAUGCAAGAGGAGGCAGUCAAGGUUCUAGACGACGUCCUGCACCUGCUGUGCGGGACGGGGCAGGAGGGUCAGAAGACAGAGAAGGAGGAAGGGGAGGAGGGGGGCAACACGCUGGACGGGGCGCUGAACCGAUGGGCAGAGUACUUUUCAUCGCUGCCGGGGCGGUUCCCAAGCGUCUCGCCGAAACUGUUUCUACUGUGUGCAGGGACGGUCGAGACGGCGAUUCUACGGGAGAUCACGGUUGCAGGGGGGGAGUCGUUUGGGGCGUGGUGGGUCGUUCGGUGCUGGAUCGACGAGUGGAUGUGUUGGAUCAGCGAGCGGGGUGGGUUUCUUGA